AUGGCGUCCAAGAAUUCGGAGGAUAUUGUCACGCCAUUGGCUGUCGUUGGGUUGUCGUUCAAUUUUCCACAAAAUGCUACGUCGCCCGAGGGCUUUUGGGAUAUGCUGGAAGCUGGGCGAUCUGCAUCAACUGAGUUUCCCGCCAGCAGGAUGAAUAUCGAUGCCCACUACCACCAAGACCGUUCUCGCCUGGAUGCAAUCUCUGUCCGCGGAGGACACUUCAUGACAGAAGAUCUGGGGGCCUUUGAUGCACCCUUUUUCGGCAUCAGUGUCUCUGAGGCGCAGGCUAUGGAUCCGCAGCAGCGACUUGCCUUGGAGACAGUGUAUCGAGCAUUUGAAAAUUCGGGUCUCUCGCUCGCAGACAUUGCGGGCUCAAAGACCAGCGUCAUUGCAGGAUCUUUCUGCGAUGACUAUCAUAUAUUGCAAGUGAAAGACCCUCUGGAGACGAGUCAACACGAUGCCAGCGGUAAUGCGAAAAAUAUGAUCUCAAAUCGAGUCAGCUGGUUCUUUGACUUGCGGGGUCCAAGCAUCACACUCGACACGGCUUGCUCUAGCAGCCUCGUUGCAUUGGACAUGGUUUGUCAGUCUAUUUGGGGUGGUGAUGCGAGAAUGGGCGUCGCCGUCGGGAGCAAUAUCAUAAUUGUCCCCGAGAUGACGAUCGGCUUAGACAACCUUGGUCUCUUGUCCCCUGACAGUCGCAGCUACAGCUUUGAUGACCGGGCUGAUGGGUACGCAAGAGGAGAGGGGGUGGGCGCGGUAGUAGUGAGACCACUACAGGAUGCCAUCGACAACGGGGAUACUAUUAGGGCCGUUAUUAGGUCGUCGAGCUGUAACCAGGACGGAAAGACACCCGGAAUUCUUCAGCCCAGCAAGGAUGCCCAGGUGCGUCUGAUCCGCGAUACCUACGCGAAAGCCGGCCUAGACAUGGCAGUGACAAGGUAUUUUGAAGCGCAUGGCACAGGAACCCCUGUUGGCGAUCCCAUCGAGACGAGAGCCAUCGGAACAGCCUUUCGCAAGUACCGCUCAAAAGACGACCCUCUAUACGUCGGCUCCGUCAAAUCAAACAUCGGCCAUCUAGAGGGAGCGAGUGGCAUUGCCGGAGUGAUAAAGGUGAUAUUAGCACUUGAGAAAGGCAUAAUUCCACCAAACAGUGAAAAUCUGCAGAACCUGAACCCCCAGAUAGACGAGGAAUUUUUCAAUCUGAAGGUUCUUAAAAACGCCAUACAGUGGCCAACGAAUGGUCUGCGCCGGGCUUCGGUGAGCUCCUUUGGGUUUGGGGGAGCAAACUGCCACAUUGUCUUGGACGAUGCGUACAAUUCCCUUCGCCUUCGGGGGAUUGAAAGUGUAUGCCACCAAACAGCCGUCGUUCCUUCAUUGCGGGAUGAAGAUCACAUACUAGUCAAUGGUACUAGCGGCGAUUGCCAAUCCAAACCUGAGGAAGAUUAUGAACUGCUAGUCUGGUCAUCAGCAGAUGAGGGCGCAAUCAAGAGGACUCAGGAUUCUUGGGCUGCGUAUCUCUCAGAAAUCACGGUGCCAGAUUCCAAGAGGAACGAGUUUCUGCAUAACCUUGCACAUACACUUGCAGCCCGACGGAGUCACCUUACAUGGAGAACAUUUGCAGUUGCAGACCAUACCGAAAGCCUGCGGAACUUGGCCAAUAACUUCCAGCCAGCCGUCAAGUCCAAGGGCUCUCUGAAACUGGCUUAUAUCUUUACAGGCCAAGGGGCUCAAUGGUACGCUAUGGGUCGCGAGCUUAUUGAACGAUACGAAGUUUUCACUCAAAGUUUAGCCGAAGCGGGAAAUUACUUGAGGGAACUUGGAUGUGCAUGGGAUGUGCUAGACGAGCUACGUAAACCAAUGUCUGAGUCCAAUGUUGAUGACCCUUCAUUUGGUCAGCCAUUAUGCACGGCGCUCCAAAUCGCUUUGGUCGAUCUGUUGAGUAGUUGGAAUGUCGUUCCAGCGGCCGUUAUUGGCCAUUCAUCCGGUGAAAUUGCAGCAGCCUACUCGUCAGGAGCUCUUUCAAGGCACUCGGCACUGAAGGUCGCAUACUUUAGAGGCCGUCUUGCAGGAGAACUGGGGAGAACUAGUGACACCAAGGGAGCCAUGCUUGCAGUUGGCCUCUCGCAGUUUAACGUCGGACCGUACUUAAAGAAGGUCAGCGAGACUUCUGGACAAUUGCGCUUGGUUGUUGCUUGCGUAAACAGUCCAAAAAGCAUUACUGUUUCCGGAGAGAGUGAGCAAAUUGAGUAUCUGGAACGGCUUUUGACACAGGAUGAUAUAUUUUCACGCAAGCUGGUAGUUAAUGUCGCGUAUCAUUCCUUCCAGAUGGAAGAGGUCGCAGCUCGGUAUGAAGCUGUACUUGGAAACCUCGAGGUUCCAUGCCCUCGUCUGAAGAGACGUCCCACUAUGAUUUCAUCGGUCACAGGAAAUGUCAUUCAUGGAGAGGAAUUGGCUAACCCGGCGUAUUGGGUGAGAAAUAUGGUUUCUCCUGUCCUAUUCGCUGAUGCCCUGAGAAAUCUGUGCAUCCAGCCAGCCAACCAGACAAAGAAAAUCGAUGGCAGCCACCGACACUCAGUGCGAGUGAACCAUCUUCUGGAGAUAGGCCCACACUCAGCACUCCAGGGGCCAUGCAAGGAUAUUCUGAAGGCCGCCAACAUGGACAAGAAUAUUGGUUAUAUUGCUUCGCUACGACGCAAGUACUCUGCUGUGCGAAGUGUCUUGGAAUGCGUAGGUCAUCUACAUUGCGAGGGCUAUCCUGUCAAUGUAUCGCUGGCCAAUCUGUCAAGCACAAAACAGGGUCGUGUCUUGGUUGACCUUCCAGAAUACCCCUUCAACCAUGACACUUCAUAUUGGCAUGAGAGCCGGCACAGCAAAAACUUCAGAUUCCGGGAUACUGGCCGGUUAGACCUACUUGGAAUCAGAGAUGUUGAUGGGAAUCCCAUGGAAGCUCAUUGGAGGAAUAUUAUCAGCGUGGGAAACCUUCCGUGGGUUAAAGAUCACAAAAUCAACAACGAGAUUCUCUACCCAGCUGCCGGAAUGGUCGUCAUGGCUGUUGAGGCAAUUAAACAGCUCGUGGAUGUGAAUCGGCGAGUCUCUGGCUUUUCCGUCAAGGACUGCAAUUUUCUCUCGCCCAUUCGCAUCGCCACCCAUGCACAGGGUAUUGAGACAAGUUUUCACAUGAAGCGAGUCAAGCUUGGAAAAUCAGAUACCACAGGCUGGUAUGACUUUCGGGUCUGCUCUUAUGACAAGGAAACGUGGACUGAAAACUGCACUGGCUCCAUCCAGGCAGCAUAUGAAUCCAGCGAGGCUGGAUCGGGUCGCAAUGAGCAUGAGGAUGCCAAGUGGCAGGCUCAUCUUUCUAAAAAUUACCACGACAUAGCUCAGCGGUGCACAGUUUCAAUGGAUCCAGCCCAAUUUUAUAAGGAUCUCAUUGCCAAUGGAUACCAGUACGGGCAUGCAUUUGCUGCCAUAAAUGGCUUGAGUAUCAAUCAAACUGAUCCCAAUGAGCUGGUGUCCACUAUUCGGACGUUCCGAGGAUCAAGCCUGGAUAAUUCAGACUUCAUACAGCCACACACGAUCCAUCCAACGACCUUGGAUGCAAUCAUCCAUACUAUGACGGCUAUGAUAGUGAAGACUGGGGCUCAGCGGAGGGUUGUAGCGCUUCCUAAGAGAAUUGAGGAACUGUGGAUAUGCAACAGUGGAGCCCUAAGCUAUUCAGCUGCAGAUACCGUGGAGGCAUAUGCAUGCACAGAACGAAGUACUGUCACCGAAUCCCGGUACUCAAUGGCUGUGUUUGACAAAGACAUCAAGCAGUCUCUGCUCACUCUUGAUGGGCUUGGAGUCGCCGAAGUUGAGAACACCCUGGUACCCAAAGAGGAGGACGCCUGGGUCACGGAGGAUCUUUGCCACCAUUUCCACUGGAAGCCCGAUGUGGACUUAUUCGGGCCUAAGGAGGUAGAUGCCUUCUUCCCAAAAUCCGGGGUGGGAAGUAUGGAUACCAUCCAGCUUUGCGAAAAGAUUGAGUUACUCGCAUCUAUCUAUAUCAGUCGGGUCCCAAAAAGCUUGAUCGAACAAGCGAGGACGAGGAGCCCUCCGCAUAUGGUUAGGUACAUUGACUGGCUAGCAAAACAACAAGACGCCAUACGUUUUCGUCUUUCAGGUUCCGGUUCUCUGGAUUGGAAGGCCUACAUGGAGGAUGAGCAGCUUCUUAGAGAUCUUCACGAUGAACUUCAUGGCGGAACAAAACGGUCUCGUUUAGCCAGCACUGUCGGCAAGAACCUCAGCAAGUUUAUCUCCGGUGAUGCUGAUCCUAUCAGUCUCUAUUCUGUCCCCAAGAUAGACCAAAUUGCAAGAUACAUUGACGCGCUCGGCCACAAGAAUCCGCAAAUGAAGAUUCUUGAGCUCGGUGCAGGAAGCGGCGCGUUGACGGAUUUAUGCUUGAGAACGCUGAACACGGACGAUGGAAACAGGGCCCGGGUCCCUCGUUACAGCCAAUGGGACUUUACCGACAUCUCGAGUUCCUUUUUUCCACAGGCGCAGAGUCUAUUUGCAGAUUAUGAACGUAUGAGGUUCAUACCUCUGGAUAUCGAGAAAGACCCCGAGAGUCAGGGAUUCGAAUGUGGCACAUAUGACUUGGUUGCUGCUUACUUAGUCUUUCACGCUACAGUAGAUCUUACCGUCAGCCUAAAGAAUGCGCGAAAACUGUUGAAACCAGGUGGUAAACUCUUAUUUAUCGAAAUAACCAAGCCUGGGGCUCUAGUGACAGAUCUUAUGUUUGGUCUAUUUGACGGUUGGUGGAGAGGCUCCGAGUCCUAUCGUCAAUCUGGUCCAUGCGUUGACGAGGUGAAAUGGGGGGAGCUAUUGCAAUGUACCGGGUUCUCAGGAUGCGAUAUUGUCGUGCACGACUAUGACGAUGACCGUUGCCACGAAACGAGUAUGAUUGUGUCGACUGCAGUCAACGAUUAUCAGUCCCAGAAUCCGAAGGGAGUUGAUAUCAUACUAAAUCCUCUGAGUCAGACACAAAUUCAGCUGGCUUCAAAGAUAAGGGAGUGCCUUUUGAAAGCAGGGAUUGAGCAAGUGACACACGUACCCCUGAUAGAAGAUCUCAACGAGAAAUUGUCUCCUGAGAAGUUUCACAUCUCCUUGUUGGAAGUGGAGCACCCAUUCCUGUAUGGCAUGAACAGAGACGAGUUCCAGCGCCUCCAUGGCCUAAUUAUACAGACGAAUAAUCUUCUCUGGGUCAACGGGGGGGGAGGUCUUCAACCCUGUCCAAAGUUCCGACUUGGUGAUGGACUUUUUCGUGUUGUAAUGGAGGAGGAUCCAAGCACUAUGUUAUGCAUCCUAUCUCUCGAACGAUCAUCUUGUUUGGACCAUCAAUCCGAGCAGAUUCUGAAGGUAUUACUAGCAAUUAUGGAGGACUCUGAUAGGAUGGCCGAUACUGAGUACACUGAGAUUGGGGGACUGCUACAUGUGGGCCGUUUGGUCAAUGCGAGCUCGAUAAACCAGGAAGUCACUUUGAGAAAGACUCCGCAGCAAACACUGGUGAGGGAGUAUGGGGCGGGACCCCCGUUGUGCCUGCAGAUUGGCACCCCCGGCCUGCUAAAUACUUUACAUUUCAUAGAGGACAAGUCCCUACAGCAGCAUCUGGGACAUAAUGAGAUUGAAAUUCGGGCGGAGGCCGUUGGGCUGAAUUUUCGCGAUGUCCUCACUGCCCUAGGACGCUUGGAUAGCCGGACUCUGGGAGGCGAGUUUGCUGGAGAGGUGGUUCGAGUCGGGCAUUCGUGUGAGAGAUUCCAGCCGGGAGACCGAGUUAUCGCAUACUAUCCAAGCAACUUUGCGAACUACGUGCGCGUUCAAGAAGACAUGGCUGUGAUCAAAAUCCCUAACAAUGAGCUCUCAUUUGAGGACGCUGCUGCCAUACCGGUAGCAUAUGGGACGGCAUGGUUAACACUAAAUCGCAUCGCAAGGCUCCAACCUGGAGAAUCCGUCCUGGUCCAUUCAGGUGCUGGCGGGACUGGACAAGCGGCGAUACAGGUUGCUCAAUAUCUUGGUGCUACCGUUUUUACUACAGUGUCAAGUCAGGCGAAGAAGAAUUUUCUUGUGCACGAAUAUGGUAUACCUGAGGAACGCAUUUUUUCAAGUCGAAAUACGCUGUUCGUGAAAGGGAUCCGACGCCUCACUGGGGGCAGGGGCGUGGAUGUUGUGCUCAACUCACUGUCAUCUGAUGAGCUUGUUGCAUCAUGGGAGUGUGUGGCACCGUACGGCCGGUUUGUGGAGAUCGGCAAGCAUGACAUUCUUUCUAACUCUAAGCUUCCAAUGGCUCAAUUCAUGAAAAAUGUCAGCUUUAACGCAUUCGAUCUUGCGGCAAUGAUGCAGGACCGACCCCAGCUGUUAGUCACCGCGCUGCAGGAGAUUCUCUCACUGAUAAAAGCUGGAAAGUUUUCGCAACCGAAUUCUGUCCAGGUAUAUGGGAUAUCCGAGAUCGAGCAAGCAUUUAGGCAUAUGCAGAGCGGAAAAAACAUUGGGAAAACGGUGUUGAAAUUGAGGCCAACAGAUCAAGUCACGACCAUCGUGGACACGAAGCCGACCUACUUUUUUGACGCGGAUUCAACCUACGUGAUUGCUGGUGGCUUAGGCGGCCUUGGUCGGAGCAUUGCUCACUGGUUUGUCGACCGCGGGGCCCGCAAUUUGAUACUGCUUUCACGAUCUGGAAACAAGAACGUGUACGCAACAAAAAUCACGGGAGACUUACAGGAGAAGGGCGCUACGGUCGUGACGCCCUCAUGCGACAUAACAGACCGUACAGCGCUGGCAAGGACCUUGGACACUUGUAGCCGGACUAUGCCGCCAAUCAAGGGAUGUGUUCAAGCGACGAUGGUUAUCAGUAGUUCACACUUCGGGGCCUUGGCAUAUGAAUCGUGGAGGGCAUCGACUGCCCCAAAGGCGCAGGGGUCCUGGAAUCUACACGAGCUGCUCCCUCAAGGGCUAGACUUCUUCAUUCUCCUAUCAUCAGUGGCUGGUAUUUUGGGAGCAAGAGGAGACUCGGGAUAUGCGGCCGGCAACACAUUCCUAGACGGACUGGCUCGAUAUCGCACAGGAAUAGGGGAGAAGACAGUCUCAUUAGACUUGGGCCUUUUCCUCUCAGCAGGCUGCCUGCAUGAAAACAAACAGGCCCGCGAGUACUUCCUAUCCAACAAUGUCCUCAGACCGCUUAGCGAGUCCGAUCUUCACGCCCUCCUAGAUAUAUACUGCAACCACUCUUUGAAAAGCAUUCCUAUGGAGAAAAGCCAGACUGUGGUAGGCAUCACGCCUAUUGUACAGGAAAAGGGGGCGGGUACGACGGACUGGCUGCAGCGGCCAUUCGCCCGUCAUAUCAACAUGUCCGGCUUAGGCGGAUCGAGCGCCUCGAAGGGUGGAAAAACGAAUUUCGCGGAACUCUUUGCGAGUGCGAAGUCCCUGGAAGAGGUGUCUUGUGUUAUUGCACAGAGAAUGAAGACAAAAUUGUCGCGGAUGCUAUCCAUUUCAGCGGACGAGUUAGAUCUGGGCAAGCCGAUUCACCAGUAUGGGGUAGACUCCCUCACUGCCGUAGAGCUACGCAACUGGUUCGCACGUGAGAUGCGGGCGGAUGUCGCCAUCUUCGAUAUCUUGGGAGGAACGAGCAUUACAUCGGUGGUGGCCCUCGCUGCUGGGAGGAGUGAGUAUUGCUUGCUGAAUCAGGCUAAAUAG
Messenger RNA from Aspergillus pseudoviridinutans, 7725 nucleotides. RefSeq names its product type I polyketide synthase. Gene Ontology annotation, biological process: fatty acid biosynthetic process; secondary metabolite biosynthetic process. NCBI's taxonomy places the organism in Eukaryota, Fungi, Ascomycota, Eurotiomycetes, Eurotiales, Aspergillaceae. The record is from RefSeq and is a predicted model, not a curated record. Gene Ontology annotation, molecular function: phosphopantetheine binding; oxidoreductase activity; 3-oxoacyl-[acyl-carrier-protein] synthase activity. The transcript is spliced from 14 exons. The coding region runs from base 1 to 7725 and encodes 2574 amino acids.